This is a messenger RNA of Hypanus sabinus (Atlantic stingray), 4077 nucleotides long. RefSeq names its product LYN proto-oncogene, Src family tyrosine kinase (gene lyn). The coding region runs from base 413 to 1942 and encodes 509 amino acids. The record is from RefSeq and is a predicted model, not a curated record. The transcript has 14 exons. Lineage: Eukaryota; Metazoa; Chordata; Chondrichthyes; Myliobatiformes; Dasyatidae. Gene Ontology annotation, molecular function: signaling receptor binding; ATP binding; non-membrane spanning protein tyrosine kinase activity. Gene Ontology annotation, biological process: cell surface receptor protein tyrosine kinase signaling pathway; innate immune response; protein phosphorylation. Gene Ontology annotation, cellular component: extrinsic component of cytoplasmic side of plasma membrane.
AAAACUGUCAAGGUUUGUGUCUUAGUAAAGAGUAGGCUGGGUAAUUUACUGUAGACUCAUGCAAAUUGUGUAGCCAGUCUGGGCUGGGGAGGCUAUUUGAUUUAUGUAAACACCAGGAAGUAGUGUAUGAAAAAAAAAGCACCAGUUAGUUCCUUAAUUUGAGUUUGCCAGAGUGGAUUAAGCAGCUUUCUCAAGUGGUUUCUUCUCAAUGUCACAGAAAUUUUGGUUUGUGUUUUUAAAUAAUAAGAAAUCUACAUGAGGACAAUAUCCCCUGAAUCCAUUGAAAAUUAACACUUGGUACGGCCAUAAAGCCAAUUCUAUCGAUUCCCAUUUGUACAUCAAGGAAAUUGGAUGUGAAAUAGAGGGCCUGACAACUUGGCACAAGAAAAAAGGGUUGGGAGAUAAUGAAAAUAUGGGAUGUAUGAAGUCAAAGAACUUCUCGGAAGAACCAAAAGAACUGAAAGAAAAUCGAGUACGUAAAUCUGAACCAACUAUUUAUGUGAGAGAUCCAACAUCCAAUACACAAGUGCCAAAUUCAAAGAAGGAUAGUCAUCUUUUACCUGGGCAGAAGUUUCAGAAAUUUGAAGAGACUGAUGGCAAAGUUGUUAUUGCCUUAUAUCCAUACGAUGGAAACCAUGAUGAUGAUCUGACUUUCAAAAAAGGUGAAAAACUAAAGGUGCUUGAAGAGCAUGGUGAGUGGUGGAAAGCCAAGUCCUUAGCAACUAGGAAAGAGGGAUUUAUUCCAAGUAAUUACGUAGCAGUGGUCAACACGCUGGAAACUGAGGAGUGGUUCUUCAAGGAUAUCAGCCGCAAAGAUUCAGAAAGACAGUUGUUAGCACCUGGAAAUAAACCUGGUUCAUUCCUCAUUCGGGAGAGUGAAACAUCAAAAGGUAGCUACUCACUGUCAAUGAGAGAUGCUGACCCUCAAAUGGGUGAUGUGGUUAAACACUACAAGAUUCGAUGUUUGGAUAAUGGAGGAUUUUACAUUUCUCCUCGAAUUAUGUUUACUGACCUGAAUCAGCUAAUUAAACAUUAUCAAAAACAGUCUGAUGGCCUGUGCCGGAAACUUGGAUCACCCUGUCUUAGUCCUAAGCCACAAAAACCAUGGGAUAAAGAUGCUUGGGAAAUUCCUCGAGAAUCUGUGAAGUUAGUUAAGAAACUUGGAGCUGGACAGUUUGGAGAAGUAUGGAUGGGUUACUAUAACAAUACUACAAAAGUAGCUGUCAAAACUUUGAAACCAGGCACCAUGUCUGUGGAAGCCUUCCUCGAAGAGGCUAAUCUGAUGAAAAAGCUCUUACAUGAUCGACUAGUGAGGCUCUAUGCAGUGGUGACCAAGGGAGAUCCAAUCUACAUUAUUGCUGAAUUUAUGGGCAAAGGUAGUUUACUAGAUUUCCUGAAGACUGAUGAAGGAAGAAGACUUAGCUUACCAAAAAUGAUAGAUUUCUCGGCACAGAUUGCAGAGGGAAUGGCAUACAUUGAAAGAAAAAAUUACAUCCACCGAGAUCUUAGAGCAGCUAAUGUUCUAGUAUCUGACUGCCUGAUGUGCAAAAUCGCUGAUUUUGGCCUUGCUCGAAUAAUUGAAGAUAAUGAAUACACAGCCAAAGAAGGGGCUAAAUUUCCAAUUAAGUGGACUGCACCUGAAGCUAUAAGCUAUGGAUCUUUUACAAUUAAAUCAGAUGUAUGGUCGUUUGGAAUACUCCUGUAUGAAAUAGUCACCUACGGCAAAAUUCCAUACCCAGGCAUGUCCAACACAGAAGUUGUAAAUGCUAUUGGGCGUGGUUAUCGUAUGCCACGACCUGAAGAAUGUCCACAGGAGCUUUAUGAUGUCAUGAAGAAUUGUUGGAAAAAUAGCGCUGAAGACCGUCCAACAUUUGAAUACCUGAAAGGACUGCUCGAAGACUUUUACACUGCCACAGAGGGGCAAUACCAGCAGCAACCAUAGAAGAAAUUAAAAUGGAAAAAUCAAAUUAGCAGAUUCAAUGAAUAGCACAAACUUAAUAUGUGAAAGGCAGUCUUCCAUUUGAUGUCCAUUAAACCUGUAAAUCACAAUUCUACAUGAAGAAGAUUGAGGAUCACCGGCAUUAUUUUGGAGAAAAGCAGAGCAGUUGACCUUUGACCCUUGACUCUAAACCCAAUGGUCUAAUUACUAACAAAUCGCUUUUAUGGGCAUUUGCUGUGCACAUUCACUCCUGCACAGUUCACUCCUGCAAUUUCUGCAACAGUGACUACAUUUGAAAAGCAAUUCAUUGUCUGUAAAACAUUAAUGAAAAUCCUGAAGUUCAAAACAGCACAAUGUAUAUAGCCUUUCUUUCUUCGAGAACCAGAACAUUAGGGAACAUCAACAAAAUAAGACCACACCCACUCGCACUAUCUCUUCUGUGCAAAGCCUGCUCUAGGCUGGUAUGAAGGCUGACUGCUCAGGAAAACUAUGGAUGGAAGCAGAAUCUGCAUCAACAUGUUCUGAAAUUCAUUUAUGAAAAUAGUGCCAGUUACAAAUAAAUUUCUAAUACAAGAUGGUUAGCCGGGUGGGGUAUGGUGAACUUCAGGGGAUUGAUGUUUAAUCUUCAAUCCUAAUCACUACACAGCUCUCCCAUGACACCCACAUGGUACUUCACAGAAACAGAAGUCCCGCAGUUAUGUCUCAAAUUUGGACCUAGUUGGAGGAGUGAUACACAGUAGCCAAAGGUGGCACAUGGCUACUUUAACUGUCAAUGGAAGUUUGCCAGUACAUCAUUCAUAAUAGUUGCUACACCUUACCCCGGGGGUCCCAACCUGGGGUUCAUGGACCCCUUGCUUAAUUGCAUUGGUCCAAAGAUUAAAAAAAAAUGGUUGGGAAACCUGCCUUAUGCCAACAACUAAAAUUGGGGCACUCAUGCCUCAUAAAUGUGUAAAGUCUGCUGGCCUUUCCAAUUUAAGAAAUAAAUACUGCAAUAAAAACUGAUAUGAUGGAGGGAAGUUUUAAUAGUAAUGGUAUUAAUGUAAUAUCUAGAAAUAAUCAAUUGAAAGGACAGUCAUCAGUUUGACGAUUCCAGAAGAUUCAGGUAUAUUUCAGGUUAUUAUUUUCUGUAAUUCUAUUGAUUUAUAAUUUGGCUAUCUAAAUAAAUAAAAAGCUGUUCUGUUUACACAGACUUUGUAAUAUUCAACAAAGCAUUCUAUUUAACCUGCAAUUACUGACUAAAUAAGAAUAUAGAAAGUGUGAGGCAAAUAGGAGGAUUGUUUCAUAUGGUAUUAGUAUGCCGAGUUGUGCCUUUAUUUUAAAAAAAGAGAUCUUGGUUUUAAAAAAGUAAAGAGGUAGUACCUCCAUUCCUGAUUUUAUUGGAGUGAAAAUGCUGAUUUCUCCACAUGGCCCCCAUUAAAAAGGUUUCAUUUAAGAAAUGUUACGGCAUACAGAUUUUAUAAUUGUGUGAUGAACAAAAUUCUCAAAUUGUACAACAAUAGCAAUAAAUCCAAACUCUGACAUUUUUAGGAAAAAUAAAUCACAUUGGCUAUAGUACAGAGGGUGAAAUGCCUAUGCAUUUCAUUUAUAAAAGAUUUUGUAUUAUUCACUAAUUCCAUCUGUCUCCGCUACUAACCAUUCUCAUCAAGAUCAGAAUGUAUAAACUUUCAUAAGAUAACAUUUUGGAAUUUAAAGUCCAGCUCUACAUUUCAGAAAUGAAUUAAGUCAGAUCCUUUACAAAUAUAUUGUAAAAUGUUUGUGUCAGUUUAGGUGGAAAAAAAAAUCACUCCAAAAACCUGUUCAAUAUUUCCAUUAUAUAAAUAUCUAUGGAAUUGAGAUGAAUUGUGAAGCAAAUGUGCAUUUUUCAAUCCAGUGAACUUCCAGAAAACAAAAUGUAUAAGGUGUCACUGCAUUUAUAUAAUAAGUGUAGUGUUUUCCUCUCCAGAUGAAUUGAAAUAUCAUUUUCAUGUAUUGUGUAUAGCAAAAGACUUAAUGAAACUGUUAAUUCUUAUAUUGUAAACGUGCAAUAGUUUGUAAUGCUUUCUUUGUUUUCCUGUUGUGCAAAAAAGCCCAAUAAAUUAUAAAUUUGUAACAUGGACAAUGGAUAUAAUAAAGGCAUCUGCCCAAAUAUUUUCAGUAUA